Messenger RNA from Acaulospora colombiana, 263 nucleotides. The record is from the annotation of a GenBank genome assembly. Lineage: Eukaryota; Fungi; Glomeromycota; Glomeromycetes; Diversisporales; Acaulosporaceae.
UAACUAGAGUUUCACAUGAGGCUACAAGACAAUUUACAGCGAUUUUGACAAACUAUAGUGAACUAAAAAAAUUCGGUGCCAGAAGAUGUUUUGCUGAUGUAGACCACGUGCUCCUGGAGUCUCCCAGUAGCGGUACCAGUAGACGAUAUUCUACUGAUAUACUCGGGAAGCUCUCCUCUCUGGUCAGGCUUAAGGGUGACGUUACUAUGAAGCAAUUCAGCUCCAUUGCUCCUGUCCUCUACCAACUUCCAAAGCUAAAUCAU